AUGUCGCAAUUCCUGUCCAUUAUAGGGUGGUCCUUCCUCCCAAACAUCGCAACCUCUUGGAUCCAGACCAUCUACUAUGGCCUCACCAUCCGUGCCGGCGAUCCCAAGCCCCAACCCGGCAGCCCGCGAUUCAAUCACCAUCGCCGCAACAUCCACAUCCUCGUCAUAGCCAUCUACCUCUCCUACACCAUCUACGAGGCCGACUUCGACCUCCGCCGCCAAGGCUCCUUCUACACCGAUCUAGGCGUACCCUUUUCCGCCACCGAUCGCGACAUCAAGUCCCGUUUCCGCCGUCUCGCCGCGCUUCAUCACCCCGACAAGACGGGCAGCGACGCCUCCGACUCGGCCUCCUACUUCAUCCACCUCAAGGCUGCUAGCGACACCUUGCAAGAUGCCGCGAAGCGCUUCGCCUACGAGCGCUUCGGACCGGAGACUGUAGCGUGGCAAAAGUGCGUCACGGUGAAGGACUACGUCUCGCGGGGUGUCUUUUCAGGAAUCCUGCCGCACUAUGCUGUUGCCGCAGGGUCAAUUUACAUCUUGGGGCUGCUGGGAUACAUGGACUUUGGAAAGUUUUACCGAUGGUUGAUAUUGGUGACCCUGUGCGUCUUCGAGAUUCAAGCUGUUACGCGACCGAGUUUUCCAUCGUUGCUGGAUGGCCUCAACUUCCUCUUCUCCAAGACGGCUACUCACCCGCCGUAUCUGCCGUUUCAACUUAUACAGCUUGCGCGCAAACUCACCAUCACCAUCUACAUUGCCCUGUCACAGAUCGGUCCGCUCAUUUCGCCAUCGAGGAGAUCCAUCGAUGACGAGGACGAGCUACUCGUGCAGGGCUUGAACCGCCUUGAAGCAAUCACGGGCCAGUUCGAUGCCGACUCAACGAGGCUAAUGGAGAUGGAGAUGACGCCAUUCAAGGGGGAUGCAGAGGCGACAUCCAAUCUACAGGGAAAGAUGAGAGAGUGGUUGGUUCAGAACACAAUUCGUGCUGACCCCAUGGUUCGUGAUGCCAUGGGCACUUCGCUGAGAAAGCGACGUGUUGAUGUUCCUGCUGGCGCCAAGGGCAAUCGAUAG
Trichoderma breve is the source of this 1068-nucleotide messenger RNA. Its product is annotated as dnaJ domain-containing protein. The record is from RefSeq and is a predicted model, not a curated record. The transcript has 2 exons. Lineage: Eukaryota; Fungi; Ascomycota; Sordariomycetes; Hypocreales; Hypocreaceae. The coding region runs from base 1 to 1068 and encodes 355 amino acids.